UACAUACAUACAUACAUACAUACAUACACACCGUACAUUCACAAAGACGGGACACGCUUACGUACCCGUGCACCCAAUUCUGCAAGCAAGAAAGGGAACAAACACUGCGGCAGCUCGUUCUCACAGAAAGUAAUGUCGUCAGACUCGGACUCGUCAGACAUGUCGGGCACAUUCUCGUCGUCGGAAUAUGGCUCGGAGGCGAGCCCUGUCAAGAGCAAGGGCAAGAGCAAGGACAAGACCAAGGCCAAGGCUGGGGAUAAGGGCAAUGGCAAGGUUUCUGCCGCCUCUCCUGAUGUCGCAUCGGCAGAGGAUGGGGUUGUGACCUCUGGUGGCAUCAGCCAGUCUGGUGACCAGAGCGCGGAUGCUCCGCCUCCCGCUUCUGGAGCUGGGGACGCAAACGAGUCGGCUGGCUCAGACUCGGACUCGGGCUUGAGCUCGGGUUCGGAUCAUGAUGCGCCGAAAGCGCCGUCGUCGGUCCCUCCGCCGGUGCCUACGUCGCGGCCGAAGUUCCAGAAGCGCCGCAAGGAGCGCCCGGCCGUCGCCCCGCCCGCACCACCGUCGGCCACCACAAACAGCGCAGGCUCCGACUCUGUCUCGGCCUCCGACUCUAGCCCUGCGCCCCAGCCGCCAGCGGUUGUGGAUGGGGCUCGCUCCGACUCGGGCUCCGACUCGGAGUCGGACACUGGUGCCGGCGGCGCGGCCGAGGGCAGCGGCAAGGGCAAAGAGGAGAGCGAUGGUGUGCUCGAGGCGGUGGCUACCGGCAAGGAUGCCAACCGGGCGCGGGUCCGCUCGGUCUUGCACAUCUCCGACGACGGCUUGCCGUCGUCGCGGACGCUGACGCCUGCGCCCGAGGAGCUGCUCAAGAAGGACUCACUUCUGGACUCUGUGGAGCUGGGUGGCGAGUCGCUGGUGGUCUCUGUCCUCACCAUGUCGGGGACAAAGAAGGCGCUCAAGGUGACGACCAACGUGACGGUGCAGUUGCUCAAGGAGGAGUUUGCGCGGCGGAUCGGGAUGUACGACCACUCGCUGUUCGAGUUGGUGGACGCGGCCGACUCGUCGGCAGACAGGUGGUUGGAUCCGACCGCACGACUCGGUUCACUCGGGCUCGACCCGGCGGCGGCCAAGAUCACGCUCAAAGUCAAGUACUGGAAGGAGCCGCGGACGCUGACGGACCCCAAGGCGAUUACCCUCAUGUACGAGCAGAUCCAGCACCAUCUUGUGGCCGGAACGUGGCAGGCGUCCGAGGGCCAGACGCUCCUCCUCGGCUCGUACCACAUCCAGGCCAUGUUUGGUGACUUUGUCUCGACCGAGACCACCGUCUCGUACCUCGACGACAUCGAGCUCGACGAGUUCCUCCCGCCGUGGCUCAUCAAGGUCAUGCCCAAGUCGUAUUACGAGAUGCGGUUGGCGCGGCUCCACGAGCGGCUGGCAGGCAAGUUUGCUGACGAGUCUGCGGCGCGAGCGCAGUUUAUCGAGGUGGCGCGGCAGCUGCCGUCGUUUGGUCUCACCAUGUACAUGGUGAGCUCCAAGCGCGGGCGGGCACUGCAAAUCGGCGUGGCUGAGGACGGCCUCUUUGUGCUGGUGCCGUCGCGGUCGCGGGUUGGCUCAAGCUCGGCCAACGCGUCGGCGGUGACCGAGCUCGAGCGGUUCAUCCCGUACACCCGGCUUGUGGCCUGGCGGGCGUCGCCGACUGGCACCUCGUUUGAGCUCGAGUGUAAGUCGCAGGGUCGGACAGUCGGCGCCGAGGACGACGUGCUCGAGUCGGGGGUGGAACGAAUCACGUUCCACGCGUCGCGCACGGUUGUCGACUCGAUCCUUGGCCUCAUCACAGCCUACUAUCGGCUCUUGCUCCACGGCGGGCUUCUUGGUGAGGAGCGGGCGGCCCGCGAAGCCGAGCUCGACGUCGACUGGGCCGCGUACGAGCAGGCGCUGCCGGCGCCGACGGUGUUCAAUCCGCCGGCGCGACGCAAGCUGACCUGGUCGAUCUUCCCCUCGCGGCUGGAGGUCUUCAAGCACAUGCUCAUGCAGGUCUUCCGAACCGAAGGCCUCGCGCCGGUGGUCAAGCUCUGGCACGACGCCGACUUGGCCAUCGACACCAACCGCUGGAUCGGGACGCUUGAGUUGUACCAGGCCGGCCUCACCUCGGCCACGCUCAAGGGCGUCAUGACCGCCAUGGUACAGACGUUCAGCUUCGAGUCGGCGUCGGGCGAGCUCGUGGAGAACUUCAACGUCGAGCACCUGCUCCUCGGCUCGAAUGCGGUGGACAAGGUUGGGACACCGCACCUCGGAUCGGCUCUCACGUCGCCGUCGCUCAUGCGGCUGCGGCUGCGACGCUCGACCUCUCGGACAACGCAUCGAUCGUCGCUAGUCAAGCUUCCGUUCCUCGCGGACCUACUUCUCGCCGGGUGCGACAUCUCGCACAAGGGCGCAACGGCGCUGUUUGAGGCUCUUGCCGGGCACGGGACGCUCGAGCGUCUUGUCCUCGCCCGCAACAAGAUCGCCGACGACCGCGGGUGGGGCCAGCCGCUCAAGGCCAUGCUCCAGCACUCGCAGGCGCUGACCGAGCUCGACUUUUCGUCGAACAAGAUCUCCGAUUCGGGCCUCGAUGCGCUGCUCGGCGGGCUCAUGCUCUCGGCCUCGCUCGUCCACCUCGACGUGUCGGACAACAAGUUUUCAUCCAAGGUUGGUAAGAACCUCGCCAUGUACCUCCUUGCGCCGUCGGUCAAGAUCCGGUCGAUCGCCGUUGGGGCGUGCAAGCUCUCGGCAGACGUCUCUGCCGAGUUUGGGCGGGUCCUCGCCGUCAACACGCAACUGACAUGCCUCAACUUUGCAGGCACCUCGUUCGGCAAGGGUGGCCCGCUGGCGGUCCUCGACGUCCUGCCGGCCUCGCGCUCCCUCGUCCAGCUCGAUCUCUCGGGCACUGGCCUCGACUCCAAGUCGAUGUCUUCGCUCGCGGCGGCUAUCCUGGGCAACGCCACCAUCACCGACCUCAACCUUGCAGACAACAAGCUCGGAUCCGGCAAGCUCGCGCUCAAGGCCGCGCUUGCCAAGAACAAGGUCCUCGCGCGACUCGACCUCUCAAACAAUGGCCUGAAGUCGUCGGACGUUGACGACCUCGCUGGCUCGCUCGAGCGCAACGCCACACUCAAGGUCCUCAUCCUCGACGGCAACUCGUACGGCAACCACGGGCUGGAGCACAUGUGCCGCGCCCUGCAGGCCAACCGUGGCCUGCUCACCCUCUCGAUGGCCCGAUCCAAGGUCGGCGACAAGGGUCUCGUCCUCCUCCCGGCCGCGUUCUCCAACAACAAGUUCCUCCACAACCUCGUCCUCGACGGCAACUCGAUCACCGACUCGGGCCUCCGGUACGUUCUCGACGCGCUCUCCCGCAACAACACCCUCGCCACGCUCUCGCUCGAAGGCAACUCGCUCCGCGACACCACGGCCUUUGCCGCUGACGUUGCCGACAUGACGACGGUCAUCUACGUGUAG
Messenger RNA from Thecamonas trahens ATCC 50062, 3489 nucleotides. RefSeq names its product leucine-rich repeat protein. Gene Ontology annotation, molecular function: protein binding. NCBI's taxonomy places the organism in Eukaryota, Apusomonadida, Apusomonadidae. Gene Ontology annotation, cellular component: cytoskeleton. The record is from RefSeq and is a predicted model, not a curated record. The transcript is spliced from 2 exons. Bases 133 to 3489 code for a protein of 1118 amino acids.